CGUUGAGCCUGUUUCUCCUCUUUCAAAGAACAUAAAGGAUCUGAUGAAAAAAAAGGCGAACUUGCCUUCAAUUGUCCGAGCCUCACGUCAUGGAAAGAGUUACUUUGUUGCAGCGCGCACAGGAAUAAAGUCCAGGAGCCAACAGACACCGCGGAGCGUGUUGAUACCCGGAGCUCAGGAUUGUUUUGGUUGUUUGUUUUGCUGUUUGUGAAACGAGAAGGAUCGACCGAAGAUGCGCAGGAACCUGUUUACAAGGAAAACGUAGCAAGUUUCAGUCUGAGGGAAUGCGGUGCAGGCUCAGAGUGCACAGGGAUACCAUUACUCAUCCCUCUGUUUUUCUUCUCGCCGGACCACUUGGUCUUGGGAAUAGUUUCAUCACGGAUCAUUUUUAGGCUCCGUAAUGAGAAAGAAGUGUUCAGUAAGUGGAAGACGCGAGAUUUCAGUCCAGUUUCAGAGGAUUAAAACUACCGUCGGUGCGUUUUGAGGAGAUCUUUGGUGAAAACAGUUUUUGGUUUUGAACCUGUUGUGUUUGUGAUGCGAAAUGAGGUAGAGAGUCCUCCUGCUGUGAGGGAUUUAUCUUUUCAUAGAGCUUUUGUAGGCUGACGUUACUGCUAGAGCUGAAGUAAAACACAAUAAUAGAUCAGCAGCCUCAAUGGGCUGAGAACAGACACUUUCUUUGCGGAUAGAAGGCACUGUUUUAUGUAACUGUUAGAGUCAGAUCAUUUAGUUUACACAGGCCAUCCAGCGCUGCUGCACACCUGAUCCAACAGCUGCCAUGUCAUUUGAGAGGAGUUUAAAUAUUACAGUGAGCUAGUGUCAAAUGUUUCCAAUACAGCAUGCACCGUGACAGUAGCAUCAGUUUAAUCUAGGCACUAUGUGCAUAUAGAGUUUUCUGCUUUAGGACCCACUGGAGUUUCAAGAUGUCAGUGAAAGCCAAAGCCAUCUACACUUUUCUAAGUGAAAACAAAGAGGAGAUCAGCAUCCAGGAGAACGAAGUUCUGGUGAUCUUUGAUGAGAACUCUGUGGACGGCUGGUACCAGGGAGAGAACAGUCGAGGGGAGAGGGGUCUCUUUCCUGCAUCUUAUGUGCAAAUUAUCCGCACUCGCUCAAACUCUAACGUGACCGACUGCUCCAUCAGCCCGGCAGGCUCUUUAGGAAACGACUCCUCAUUCUUCCCGUCCACCCCAAAUACUCCUCUUCAUUUGCAGCCGAGUUACUAUGACGAUGACGACGACGACUGGGAUGACUGGGAUGACAGAUCCACAGUGGUGGAUGAUUCUGAUCCUGCUAGGAGUCCUGGAGCCAAUGGACAUGCCAAUCAGAGCCCGCUGUCCAACAACCCCAAUGUGCACUAUCGGGCUAAGACUCCAUCUGGACAGGACAGCAUCUCCAGCUCCAGGAAGGGCAGCAUGGUGGGCAGGAACUUGAACCGAUUUUCCAGCUUCGUCCGCUCAGGGGUCGAGGCAUUUGUGCUCGGUGACGUCCCCAUGAUGGCAAAGAUAGCUGAGUCGUACACCAUUGAGAUGGGUCCCCAGGGGCCCUGGUGGAAGGACAACCCACAGCCAUUCUCCUGCUCCAUUGAAGACCCCACCAAACAGACAAAGUUCAAGGGCAUCAAGACCUACAUUUCAUACCGGGUCACGCCAAGCCACACGGGGCGUCCAGUAUACAGACGCUACAAACACUUUGACUGGCUGUAUAACCGUUUACUGCACAAGUUCACUGUGAUCUCUGUUCCCCACCUGCCUGAGAAGCAGGCCACGGGGCGCUUUGAGGAAGACUUCAUCGAGAAGCGAAAGAGGCGACUGAUACUGUGGAUGAACCACAUGACCAGUCACCCAGUCCUCUCCCAGUACGAAGGCUUUGAGCACUUUCUGAUGUGUGCUGACGACAAGCAGUGGAAACUGGGCAAGAGACGGGCAGAGAAGGACGAGAUGGUGGGCGCACAUUUCAUGCUGACACUCCAAAUCCCCAACGAGCACCAGGACCUUCAGGAUGUUGAGGAGCGGGUCGACAACUUCAAGGCCUUCACGAAGAAAAUGGACGACAGCGUGAUGCAGCUGACACACGUUGCCUCAGAGCUGGUGCGUAAACACCUGGGUGGAUUCAGGAAGGAGUUCCAGCGCCUGGGAAACGCCUUCCAGUCCAUCAGCCAGGCUUUCAUGCUGGACCCUCCCCAUAGGUCAGACACCCUCAACAACGCCAUCUCCCAUACAGGCCGCACCUAUGAGAACAUUGGAGAGAUGUUUGCAGACCAACCUAAGUAUGACCUCUUCCAUAUGCUGGAUAAGUUGUCGCUCUACCAAGGCCUGCUCGCCAACUUCCCCGACAUCAUUCAUCUACAGAAAGGCGCCUUUGCCAAGGUGAAGGAGAGCCAGCGGAUGAGUGAUGAAGGGAAGAUGGACCAGGACGAGGCCGACGGCAUUAGGAAACGCUGCCGGACUGUGGGGUUCGCCCUCCAAGCAGAAAUGAGCCACUUCCAUCAGCGGCGGGAGGUGGACUUCAAAGACAUGAUGCAGGCCUACCUCAGGGAGCAGAUAGCCUUUUACCAGCGUGUUGUCCAGCAACUGGAGCGCACCCUGCGCAUGUACGACUGUUUGUAAAGACACCAAACUGCUUUCUGGGUCAAGAUGCCAAAAAAAAAAAAAAACACAGAAGAAGAAAUGGAACAUUCAAGUCUUGACUCCUUCAUUAAGGCGCUUUGUUCAGUUUGAAAGACUUCAGACGAAUUAAGCAGUAGUUACUGGAAAGACAUUUAAAGCCAGUCAGUCUUUCACUUUGAUGGAUUCAAAGUCUUUUUUCUUGUUUUCUUUUUUUUUUUUUUUUUUUAAAGAACCUACUGUAUCUUUUAUUUCUAAAAUACACACCACAUCAGCAAUGUCACAGCAUAUUGUUUAUUUUACAUAAUUUAAGGUGUUUGUAACUUUAAAGUAAGAUUAUAGGUUUCAAAUUCAUAGUGGAUCUUUAGUUGAUCGUUCUAUAGUGUGACACAUUAAGCCAUGAAACGGGUUCUGUUUUGAAAAUGUCCCCUUGUCUCCCACGUCAUGCACUUUGGCUUCUCCAGGAAUCAAUUCCAGUUACACCCAAAUUCCUUGAGAACAACACAUAUUCUGGUUUAUUUAACAACCUGUAAUAAACAUUCCAGGUGUUUUUAAACCUUUUAGGGGUUUAUUAUAGUCAGUUAAUUUCCUAAUCAGUCCAUUCUGGCCAAACAGGUGCACUGUACACUAAAGUGGAAUUGUACCAUCGUCUUGUCGAGUGCUCAUCUAACUCAGGUGUUCACUUCUUUGAACUUCAUGUUAGUUGUUACAAGUCACAAAUGCCUGUCUUAACUUUGCACCACAUCAAAGUCUUACUAGUAAUGUGUAAUUCAGUUUAUUGAGUUAAUUUUCUUAUUUUUUGUAAAAAAAAAAUGCAGUACGUGUGUUUAAGGCACUGCAGCAUUCUGAUGGAAUAGUUUUACGUGGACCAUUUGUCUGUAGCGUGGCUUGUGUUUUUAUAAGGUGAAUUGUUGGAAUGAGCUGACUUGAGACAAGUUUGCACACAUUUUUAUAUACUAUUUGGUCAUAGUGAGUGGGAGUGUUUAUGCUGUGUGGGUGAACGAGUGUAAUGAGUCAAGAGCCGUGCAGAUCAGUUCCCUUGUCCGAGGUGGAAAAACAUAAACAUGUGUCUUUAUAUGUAGCAGCAGGUUUGUCUGUAUGUUUUAUGUGAAAAAUGUUCAGAGAGUUGAAGCAGAUCAUGUAGUUGUGAGGCAGAACAUUAACUUUAAUCAUGUGGAUGACACAAGACGAAAUUCUUAUUUCUGUAUCACCCCACUUUGUGUCUAAUUCAUUCUGGAUCAACCAUUUUGAAACAUCUAAUGCACAAAAAUACACAGAAUUCAGAUUGUCUCCAUACUUCAGCCACCACAGCAUAAAGAAAGACAUGUUUGCUUUCUUGCCAUGAGUUUGUUGAGCAGCAUACUCAUGUCCGACUAUGUGUGCAUAUGAAGGGACAGUUAUCAGAUUCUUAGCUUAGCUUAGCUUAGCUUAGCUAAUUGGAAACUUGACAGAACUUGCCUGGCUGGCUACUGCUGUCAAAUUUCAACUAUCUGCUUGUGAAAUACUUAUCAGUUUAAAAAAAAAAAUCUUAAGUCUGUAGAAAAUGUAUCAACUACUAUGAGGUGUUUUGUCACUGCAUCUGGUCAAGAAAUAGUUCAACACAUUACCCAUUGUAAAUCUGUAAAACUCCACAGUUCACUUUCACACUUUUUACAACUUUGUCUUAAAACCUAGUUCAGAGAUCUCAAUCCAUAAAGCGGACUAAGAAAGACAGCAUGCUAAAGGAAGAGGCAGCUGCUAGAAAUGUUAGCAUGACUGCGUUAUCCAUCCUGCUAGAGGACUACAAAGUGGCUCUUUCUGCAAAAUUCAAAAUGGCCACCUCUGCCAUUAAAUCUAAAGUUAACCUGGAGCAAGCGACACUAAUUCAACCAUGUGCACUGUAUCAUUUGGGGUGAAGUCUAAAACCUUGAUUAUGCUUCAUUGCGGAUGCUCACACAGACAGCUGUAGACACCUGUGGGCACAGACUUCUUGUUACUAUGACUCCUAGUUGUUGCUAUUAUGCUACUUUUCUUGUCCAUGGUAGUCCACAUAGAGGACGUCAUUCCGUACAUGAACAGUGGAUCAUGUGUAGUUAUUCACUGCAUGUACAGUACUGCUGAACUUCCAACUACUGGCCUUUUAGCAUAGUCACUGUACAGACUGUGUGAAAGCAAAUUUUAGACAAUAUUAGAAGGGGUUCGCAUGAACGUAAUUUCACAUGACCCGUAGUGGACGGUCUCGCAUUUUCUUCCCCAAGGCAGACUCGAUCAGAAAAUGCCUACAACAAGAACUUAAAACCUCAAGACCUGAAACUGCUGUAACAACAUCUGCAUCCUCAUAUUUUGUUUUCUUUAGAUAGAGCCAGGCUAGAUCUUUCCCUGUGUUUCCAGUUUUAUGCUGAGCUAAACCAAAGUCCUUCUCGAGUGAGUCUCUCCACCUGACAGCCGUGGCCUGCUAUUUUAUGCUAGCAAGACCAGGUCCCUGUCUAAGUUAAUGCAGAGAGAGAUCACUGCGACAAAAAAACUGUAUGUAUAGUAUCACCACUCAAAUCUGACUUAAUAAACUUUGGUGACUUUAUGCCGCUAUACUUCUACUAAGCAGGCAUCAGUGUAGCAACAUGAUUGGCUGGAUGGAUCAACUGUUAUGCAGUAGAUGAUUGGCUGCUUUAGGGUAAGGGUGGGACAUGUGUCAUACAACUGCCAUCUCUGGCUUUAUGGAAUUCUGUCAUAGAUUUCUAUUCAGAAUUCUUGAUGUGUUGAGGUUCUUCUAGGUUAUAACAUAUCAGGCUAAACUAACCAUCUGGCUGUACCCGACUGGUUUUCAUCUAACAUUCUCAAAAUAUAAAACUAUUCCUUUAAAAUAUUCCCUUUACCGUAUAGUUUUUCCAGCUGUGAUUACAAAGUGCUACUUUCUGCCCACUGUUAAGAAACUUCCACAUUCAGAGUGCAAAAUUUUCCACACUUAAUAAGAUUUGAGUGACUGUGAGAAUUCAGGUUCCACUUCUCUCCGCCUGAGCAAGAGGAGCUGCUCAAGUAACAUUACUCAUCCUGUUUAACAAGAGAAAAAUUUCAUGGCAACUUGCGGUUUAGACGAGACUAUCUUUAGCGUUGUGUCGCCCGUAGUCGUUUAUGUGGAGCCUUCGCUGCAGUUACAAGCAUUACCUCAGCAAGUGUAGGGAAUGUUUUUGUAAGCUUCUCCUCAGUUGUGAUACACAGAUUCUUCACUAGGAUGGUGGAGGGUUUGAUCUCUUGGCGGUGUGUUUGGGUGAAAAGUGGAAUGAAUAACUUUUCGUGAAAUGUGCGUGGUGAUCUUUGGUCUAUUGGAACUUUAUUAUGAGUCUCCCGUGACAACAGAAAAAGUGCUGGCUCAGCGUGCAGGUUUCUCAGUAAACAAAUGGUCUGUGUGUGUGUGUGUGUGUGUUUGUGUGACUCAGAUCUGAGUGCCGUCUCAGUUACUGGUACUGUUUCAGUCCACAUCUGCAGCCUUUAACUCUUUGCUGUCUAAAUGCAAUGCUGUUUGUGUGUUUUGUUUUGUUUUUUUAAUUUGAACCAACCUUUGCUUUUCAUGCCUACAUUUUUUUUCGGUCAGCACCUGUGCUCAUUUGCAGUUUUUUUUCUAAAGACCAAAGACGUCUGCGAUUUUCUGCUGCUCUACUUGAUUUGGUUGUGAAAAUAGAUGUGCUCUCUGGUUUUGUAAUUGAAUCUGUUCUGCUCUGAGGGAAAUGUGAAGAGAGCAUUUUUUUGGGGGGGGGAAACUACAAAAAGAGAGAAAAAAAGACAUUCCACAAAGAAACUAUCAUAGACACCAAAGGCUAAGACAGGUUUUUGGUUAAAGAAAGACAUGCAAGGUGCAAAAAGGAAGAGAGAAAAACCAUUAGCAGAUUGGAUUGUUUUCAUCAUGACUUUCCUCUCAUGUUCCAAAGCUGCAUGAUAAGUUAAAUGCCAGGCAUUUCACGCAGGUGACUGUUUCUUAACAUGGAUGUGUGACUUAGUGAGUUGCAGGAGCUCUGUGCCUAGCUUCUGUCUCUGAAAUAACAGAUGGUGAUUUUCAGUAAGUAAUUUGUCACUUGAUUUAAGGGACGGGGACGUAUAAAUCUUAAUAAAAAGUACUGAUGGUGA
Molecule: messenger RNA, 6698 nt
Organism: Acanthochromis polyacanthus (spiny chromis)
Lineage: Eukaryota; Metazoa; Chordata; Actinopteri; Pomacentridae
Gene: snx33
Product: sorting nexin 33
Exons: 2
Coding region: 921-2603 (560 amino acids)
Biological process (GO): protein transport; cleavage furrow formation; endocytosis
Cellular component (GO): cytoplasmic vesicle; plasma membrane
Molecular function (GO): protein binding; phosphatidylinositol binding
Source: RefSeq, a predicted model, not a curated record